CUUUUGCAGAUGAAAUCUGCGGGGACAGGUGAAACGGAGUUGUUCACAGACAGCUACUGUAACAUCUGCAAUGCACAGUUAAUCUCUGAGUCCCAGAGAGUAGCACAUUACGAGAGCAAGAAGCAUGCGAACAAAGUGCGCCUGUAUUAUAUGCUUCACCCAGAGGAUGGAGGACCACCGUCCAAGAAGCUUCGUCCCGACAACCCAGAAAGCGAUGAUGGAGAGGUGGAUAAAAACAAGUGCUGCACGCUUUGUAACAUGUUCUUCACCUCAGCUAUUGUAGCACAGUCCCAUUACCAAGGCAAAACGCAUGCCAAGAGAAUGAGGCUGGUUCUGGGGGAGCCUCCUAUACCUCCCAGGACAACAGAGUCUCCUCCUGACGUGCUGCAACCUGCAGCUCUCAUCUUCUCAGGACCCACCACAGAGAAGUUCUGCCAGCUCUGCAGUGCCUGGUUCAACAACCCAAUGAUGGCCCAGCAGCAUUAUGAGGGCAAGAAACACAAGAAGAAUGCAGCCAGAGCCAAGCUCCUGGAGCAGCUCGGAGAAACCCUGGAUUCUGAGGCCCUCAGAGAAUGAAUCUUUGUGCUGACCUGGAUACAAAACGAGUGAACACACCAGGACUGAACAUUAUCAGGCAUAGAUACUUCAGGAUUCAACAUACCAGGAGUGGGUGCUCCAAGAGUGAACACACCUGGACAUCACAGACAUGACAUAAAACUCCAGACUGCCUGGACCAGGGUACCUGAA
This is a messenger RNA of Rhincodon typus (whale shark), 747 nucleotides long. RefSeq names its product zinc finger matrin-type protein 4-like. The coding region runs from base 10 to 576 and encodes 188 amino acids. Gene Ontology annotation, cellular component: nucleus. The transcript has 5 exons. The record is from RefSeq and is a predicted model, not a curated record. Gene Ontology annotation, molecular function: nucleic acid binding; zinc ion binding. NCBI's taxonomy places the organism in Eukaryota, Metazoa, Chordata, Chondrichthyes, Orectolobiformes, Rhincodontidae.